CGCAGCCAGGGUGACAUUCAAAACCACAGUCGGUCCCUGAACCCAAGUCACAGAGUACGAGAUUGUAUUUUACACAUGUACUGGCUCCUCAUUUAGACCGUCGGGAUGGGCGCCUGUGUGGAUGCGAAGAACUUCCUGUUUAGUGUUGUGCACGAGGUUGCAACGUGUUGAUCGUGUCAUUGUCAAUCGUCCGUAUAGUCUGUUCAACAUGCGAAAGUUCCUCAAAAAAUUAAAGGGGAAAUUCUCGACGAAGGGAGCUACAUCGUCGCCGGUUCCAGGUGCUUCCUCUGCUGAACCCGCACCACGGUCUUCCUCUGUUGAGUCAAUAGUGACACCCGCACCUGCACCCGCAGUGGUAGCCGAACCUGAAGUGGCAGCGGCACCCUCAAGUAAUGCGGGUUUCAGUACCGUUUGGAACGGUGUUCUGGACGUGCUGCGUAUUGCCCAAGCAAGUCUAGAUAGUGUCCCUGUUCCUGGGCUCAAGAGCGCGAUUGGAGGCUUCCUUGAAAUAGUUCGCCAGUUGGACUCGGCGCAAAUGUGGAUGCGAUUCGUCAGCUUGAGGACACUGUCAAAUUCUUCAAUCAGUCAGUAUCGAAGCCGCUUGAAACAUACGAAGGGAAACCCUCUGUUCCUUCCGAGCUAAGCGAAGCCAUCGACGCUUUAUCGGGUGAAUUCGUAACGGCUACUUCGCC
Cantharellus anzutake is the source of this 692-nucleotide messenger RNA. RefSeq lists its product as uncharacterized. The transcript is spliced from 3 exons. The coding region runs from base 122 to 643 and encodes 173 amino acids. The record is from RefSeq and is a predicted model, not a curated record. NCBI's taxonomy places the organism in Eukaryota, Fungi, Basidiomycota, Agaricomycetes, Cantharellales, Hydnaceae.